Molecule: messenger RNA, 2049 nt
Organism: Lentinula edodes (shiitake mushroom)
Lineage: Eukaryota; Fungi; Basidiomycota; Agaricomycetes; Agaricales; Omphalotaceae
Exons: 9
Coding region: 1-2049 (682 amino acids)
Biological process (GO): signal transduction
Molecular function (GO): protein binding
Source: RefSeq, a predicted model, not a curated record
AUGAGUAUUGCAAACUCUGACCGUAGAGUGUCUGACUGGGACGAAAAUGAUGUUCAGAACUUUCUAACUGGCCUUGGUCUUCCUCAAUAUGAAUCCCAAAUCAAAACACAUCGAAUAUCCGGCGACAUUCUCUGUAUGCUUGAUGCAGAGAUCCUUAAGAGUAUUGGAAUUGCUAGUAUUGGUCAAAGGCUCGCCAUCCUUAAAGCUGUUUACCUUCUCAAGAUUUCGCACAAUAUUCCGCUGGAUCCUGAUUCCUACGUACCUCCCUCGGAAGCUCAGGACCGUGCAGAGAGCGUGACGGUUGAGAAACUACAUGCAAUAGUCAAGGAUCAAUCCGAGCGACUUCGUGUGCUAGAAGAGGAGAAUAAGAACUUCAACUCUACAUUACAGUCAUUCUUAGACGACUAUAACAAUCUCAGACAAUCCUUCGUCUCCCGAUCUUCGGACGACUCUAGUCCAUCAUUACAUCGACAACCAUCAUUCAAAUGGGCUCAAUUCAAACCGACGAAAUCACCCACUAAGCCCGAACACGUCGAGUCUCCUCAUCCCUCUCCUCAGCAGCUGGAUCACGACAUCCCUCCUUACACCAGAAGCACACCACCCUCUCAAAUUGCUUCUACCUCAGCCUCUACCCCAGCCCCUUCUGAUAAGCCAAAGCCCCAACAGAAUAUUACUGACUCCCCAAAUCUUACGCAGGGCGCUCCUCCGAAGCCAGCCAGGCAAGACAGCACAGACAACCUCAAAAGUUUUAAAGUCAGUCUAGAAGACCCCACUUGGAAAGUCCUUCCCGCAGCUUUGAAGAAAUACCGCAUACAUAACGAUAAUUGGGAAAAUUAUGCGAUGUUCAUAUGUUAUGGCUCACCUGGCAACCGUAUUGAGCGCUGCUUAAGUUACGACGAGAAGCCACUCCUACUGUUCCAGAAGCUUAAGGACGCCAAAAAGAAUCCUGUUUUUAUGCUCAAACAUAUCAAGGAUAUACGUUCUCCGAUUGUCGUUGCCCAGCAGAAGCACGCAGCCCGCAAAGCAUCAUCUGUCAUCAAUAGCGGUAACGAGCAGCCCUCUGGUGCUGGUUCAUCUACUGCAAAUGCAGCUUCCACCACUGCUCCCGGGCACACGAAAGCGUCUUCGCGGACUAUCACACGUCCACCCAGGUUGGAAGUAAAUGAUCUUUCUGCGCCCGCUCCGUUAACUUCAUCGGGUGUUGGUGGGCUCAGCCCUCAGCCAAGAUGGCCCGAGCCGGGAAUCGCAUCACCUAUGGUUGAAACACAGCGGCGGGCAGGAGAAGGUGGAGGCGAUGAUUCAUUCUUGGGUAUACCUCCUACCUCCGCAGGAACGUUGGCUCCCCAUGGAUCAGUAUCCAAUCUAUCUGCAGGCUCGAGUAAAUUACGACUUGCAACAACGGAUUCACCUCCGUUGAGUAGUGGACGAGAAAUGCCGGUGGCGUCGGCCGGCGUUUCGUACGCUGUAGCGAUUUAUCCUUACAUGGCAGAGCAAGAAGACGAGUUUGAUGUCGUUGUGGGUGACACAUUUGUUAUUCUGUCUAGAGCGAAAGGCUGGUGGGUUGUGCAGCGCGAUCCCAAUGGUACUGGGGUUGUCGAUACCGACCUCGCGAAGCAAGGAUGGGUGCCCGCUGGAUGUCUUCUCGAAACCAAUGUCCCCGUCGCAUCUGCAAUCGCCGAAGCAACGGCAGCCAAGUCGGCAACAGGCUCUGAUACACCUGUCACGUCCAAAACACCGAUACUUCCACUCAGUAUCAUCUCCACGAGCUUCCCAGGUAUUGCACUCAUGGAUUAUAAGAAGAAAGGCGAGGAGGAGCUGGACUUAGCUAAGGAUGAUGUCCUGCGAGCUGUGAAGGAAGAAGGAGGCGACCGUGGUUGGGUACCCUCAUGGUUCAUUGGCAAAGUUGCAGCUGUGCCUCCUACACCUAGUACCAGCGUCCCGCCACAGAUGAACAAUCUCAACCUAGAGGAGAACAAUGGUCAACCCCAAGUUUCGCCAUUAUCUUCCGCGUUUCCCCCUGUGCAGACACGCGUAACUACGGUUAUAUGA